AGAUCCGGAAAGGAUGCUGUUGGCUGAACUAGUGCGCUACACUCAAUAGUCAAAUUUACACAAAAAUUCAAAGCCGGGCAUUAUUUGCAGCCCCUGAAAGCUUUGAGCUUUUUAUGCCACAAAAAAAAACCCGAUUCCCCAAGUCUUCAGAGAAGAGGGAAAAUCUCACCAAUGUCUGAAUUUCUGAACUGACCCCUUGAUCCCAAUUCGGAAACUGUCGAACUCAAUUUACAGUUUUCGAAUUUUUGGGGGUUGAAGAAGGCUUCUUGGAUAUAUACGUGCGUUUGAAGUUUGAACAGGCACAGUUAAAGCAGCCAAGCUGGUGGUAGUGCUGCUCGCGAGCUCUCGCAGCUUCAGGAAACAACGAUAUGGGUCGUUCUCGUGGAAACUUUCACUCUGAUGAGGACCCCACUCAAAGAUCAAGGAGAAAAAAGAAUGCAUCCAUUGGAGAAAAUUUAGAGUCUUCAGCUGCAGGUCAGGCAACAAGUGAAGGAAAAAGGGAUUACCACUGCAAUUAUUGCAAUAAAGACAUCACAGGGAAGGUCCGAAUCAAGUGUUGUAUGUGCCCUGAUUUUGACCUGUGUAUAGAGUGUUUUUCUGUUGGAGCUGAGGUGACAUCCCACAAAAGCAACCACUCUUACAGGGUUAUGGACAAUUUAUCUUUCCCACUUAUUUGCCCAGACUGGAAUGCAGAUGAUGAAAUACUGCUCCUGGAGGCAACUGAAAUGUAUGGAUUGGGGAACUGGGCUGAAGUUGCUGAGCAUGUUGGGACGAAGAGUAAAGAGCAAUGCAUAGAACACUACACAAAUGUUUAUUUGAACUCACAGUACUUUCCUCUUCCGGACAUGUCACAUGUUGUUGGAAAAAAUAGAAAGGAGCUUCUUGCUAUGGCUAAAGGGCAUGGCGAGGACAAGAAAGGAUUUCCUACACUGGGGGAUCAUAAUUUGAAGGAGGAAUCUCCAUUUUCUCCUUCAAGAACCAAAGUGGAAGAUACGCACAAAGGUGGCCCCUCUGGCCGUUUAAUGUCUAGCAUGAACUCUGAUGUAGAAUCUGGACUUCGCUCUAGUGGUGCAAACGUGGCAGCAGCAGCAGCCGGUAACAAGAAACCAUCCAGCAUGGCCCAGGUUAAAGAUGGUCCUGGUGUCAUUAAACUGGAAGAUCCUCAUGCGGAAAGGAAAGGGAAGAAACCAAGUUCUUUGGGGAGUAAGGGUCCUUCUUUAGUGGAGAGUGGCUAUAAUGCCAAAAGGCAGGAGUUCGAUCCUGAAUACGAUAACGAUUCUGAGCAGCUAUUGGCUGACAUGGAGUUUAAGGAUACUGACACUGAUGAGGAGCGUGAGCUGAAGUUAAAAGUGUUGCGAAUCUAUGCAAAGAGACUUGAUGAGAGGAAGCGUAGAAAGGAUUUCAUACUAGAAAGAAAUUUAUUAUAUCCUAAUCCUUUUGAGGAGGACCUAUCACCUGAAGAAAGGGCUAUAUGUCGACGAUAUGAUGUCUUCAUGUGUUUCCAUUCCAAGGAAGAGCAUGACGAAUUACUUCACACAGUUAUUUCAGAGCAUCGCACUUUGAAAAGAAUUCAAGAACUUAAGGAAGCGAGAACUGCUGGUUGCCGUACAUCGGCAGAGGCAGAUAGAUAUCUUGUACAGAAACGAAGAAGGGAAGCUGAAGAAAGUGCUCGCAGAGCAAAGGAAAGUGGGCAAGUUGGUCCAAGCAGUCAGGGAGGUCCAAAUUUGUUCAUGUCCUCGGAGUCUGUUGGCAUUGGCAAGGACUCAAAUACAAGGCCAGCUGGACAAGCCACUUCAGGCUCUGCCAGCGAAAUGGAUAUAAUGGGAUUUUAUGGAUCAGAUUUACUGUCUGAAGCUGAGAAACGCCUCUGCAGCGAGAUUAGAUUGGCACCACCCGUUUUCCUUAAGAUACAAGAAGUUAUAUCAAUUGAAAUCUUCAGUGGCAGAGUCAGUAAAAGAUCAGAUGUCCAUCACCUAUUCAAGAUUGAACCUAAUAAGAUCGACAGGGUUUAUGACAUGCUCGUGAAAAAGGGUGUCGCUCAGCCUUGAUGGGUGACGCUGUUGCAGGCUUCUUGUUUUUGUUGUAAAUUAUGUUCAUGUGUAUCAGUUUUGUUCGAGAGAAAUAACAAAUUCGCAAAUGCUACUGCUGCUAUAUCAUCCUCUCUCAAUUUCACAAAAA
Molecule: messenger RNA, 2178 nt
Organism: Pyrus x bretschneideri (Chinese white pear)
Lineage: Eukaryota; Viridiplantae; Streptophyta; Magnoliopsida; Rosales; Rosaceae
Product: transcriptional adapter ADA2b
Exons: 13
Coding region: 369-2048 (559 amino acids)
Biological process (GO): chromatin remodeling; regulation of transcription by RNA polymerase II
Cellular component (GO): nucleus
Molecular function (GO): chromatin binding; zinc ion binding; transcription coactivator activity
Source: RefSeq, a predicted model, not a curated record